AUGUGGGCUGGGAAGGACUCUGUACUAGAGCUAAUGGAAGGAUAUAUUGAUGGAGGGCACACACGCUGCACGGACUACUUCUACUCCAGCGUUACACUAGCGGGAAUAACCUUGAGAAAGAACAGAAGAGGAGUACCAAAAGAGAUCAAAAAAAAGAGGUUUCAGAGAGGGCAGCCGUGCUACAAGCAGAAAAGAAAUGUACAUUUUGGUGCUCACAUAUACAUUGUGCAUAAAACUUCGAAAUGGUACAAGAAAAUAUUCUUCCAUUCUACGCAAACAGCAGUGGUGAAUGCUUGGAAGCUAUACAAAGAUGCAAUUGGGAAAGUGCGACUGAAUGAUUUCAGAAUGGACGUGGUUGAGUCGCUGCUCAACGCUAAGUGUGACUGCGCUCGAGAUCAUUCCGAUGCAGCAAGACCGGAGCUAGAAGAAGUAUCUGGCCCUAAGAACAAUACGAGAAGACGUUGUACCGGAUGUUACUCUACAACAUCAAAAGAGCAGGGACGCGUA
This is a messenger RNA of Cooperia oncophora, 507 nucleotides long. NCBI's taxonomy places the organism in Eukaryota, Metazoa, Nematoda, Chromadorea, Rhabditida, Trichostrongylidae. The record is from the annotation of a GenBank genome assembly.